AUGCCUAUUUUUGAAGCACCCCGGCGCCUCACUUUCAGGGCGAUUGGCUCGUUUCGCGAGCUGAAAGACUCGUACCCCGGACUGGGACUCGGUGACAGAGAUGGCCUUGGCUUUGGUAGCCGGGCUGAUUCUGGAGGAUGGAUAGUCAAAAUGACGCUCAAAACUCCUUCGCCGAUCGACUAUGAAGCCUCAACAACCGUUGAACAUCGCAGUGCUGCACGUGCAUUGCUCGUGAGGGCACGUACAAGCGAUGCAGGCUACCGCCCGCCAGAUCAACAAAAGAGACAUCUCUUGCGCGUACCGAGCCGAAGAAACUUGAAGCUGAAUGAAGAAAGAUGGACUUUUACAAAACAUGAGGUUGGAAAGGCUUUGAAUGAGCUUCUCUCGGCGGCUCCAUUGCCCGAUGUGCAGGUAGCGCAUGUAGUGCUUGCUUCUGUGCACAUUGACUCGCUGGAUGAGCUGUGGGAGCACUUCAAAGACAGCAAGUUACAAAAGAGGCAAUCCAGCAUCUUUCGUCGCUCAACUUCUUCAAACAAUGGAUUGUCUAAUUGGUUGAGCAUUGUCACGGGCCAGGAAAACAUACCGUACAUCCAUCUCCUGUGCCAGUAUGGCGCAGGGCCGAAUCUGUUGAAUCAAGCCUUUGUGAUUGCGCUCGCCAGACACGACAUUCCCUCAAUGAAGCUUCUUCUAAGCUUUGGAGCGUGCAUCUUACCCAUAUGCAAAGAUUAUGUGCGACUAUCUGUUACCAAGAACGACGUCGAUGUUAUAGGGCUUUUGCUUUCGGCUCCAAAGGGUAUGAAUGUCGAGGACUGGCAAUACUCCCUGGAAGCAAACAUUGAAGGGGCUCCCCGCGGGAUAUGCGAGACAAGAAUUCUGCUUCAAUGCAUUCAUCACCGACCAGAUAUCGCAACCGGGGAAUAUCUUCUCAAAGCCAUCGAUGCGAACAAUGUUGCCGCUGUCGCUGUUCUUCUUUCCUACCUGACUAUUCGAACCUCCAUGAUGCCUCCCAUGUUUUCCGUUCAGAAAUUCAGUGCUGCAUCUUUCUUAAGCACUACAGGAAAAGGAGUCGAGCAUGAUAAUAUUGCCGUACAAGCAUGCGAGCGCAUCUCGGGAAACCCCGAUUACGAGACAAGAUAUACGCUCUAUUGCCUCCUUGAUGAAACAAAUAUUCUAAGAGACGUGCCGGCCCUUCGGCAAGAGAUGUCUUAUAGCGUCAUGGCCAAAAGGACCUCCAUGAUCAACCUCCUGAUCAAAGCCGGAGUGCGUCCAUCCAUCGAGGAGGCUGUGUCUAUGAUGGACUUUUCCAUUCUCGGAAUAAUGCUUGCCGCCAUCAGAGGAAGAGACGACGUUCCAAACCUACUGUCACUUGUCCGGUGUGACACUUCAGAGGACGACAUGCUUCGUUUUCUGAGUAUGUUGGCUGCAAACGACUUACGAUUUGGAGGACAACCACUGAAUCAAAGGUUCAUCGAAGCCAUUUCCAAAAGGCAUCAUCGUGCUGUUGAUGUACUCCAGAUAAUGGGUGCAACCAUCACGUACAAGUCCAUCCAAAUGGCUCUCAGCUCUGCUGAUGUCGAGAUGCUGAGGAUCCUACUGCAAGGGAAUAUCAGUGACGACGAGCUUUCUCCUGCUUUAUCAGACGCAAUGAAGAUCACGGAUCCAGCAAUUCGACGCAUAGCUGUCAAAAUGCUCGCUGAUAAAGGCAUAUGGAAAGAAGCUCUCCUUGAACAACUGUGUCUUAUCAUUCAAUCUCCCGACCCCGAUCUGGAGCUCCUCAAGGUUAUACUCCGAUAUCAGUUACCACUGCCUGGAAAAGAGGGCAGAUUAAAUAUUUUUCACCUCGCAAUUCGCAAAGCAUCUCUCCCAGUUAUAGAGAUUGUCUGUAAAUCCUUUCCACACGCGGCACUAAUAUCAGAAGCUCUGCCUAAGGCUUUUUCGCGCAUCGCAGAGAAUGGUGGCAAUCUCACAUAUGAUAUCAUACAUUUCCUUCUCAACAAUGGCGCGAGAGGAAUAGGUCUUGACAAGACACUCCUGGUAGCCGCUGGGUCCAAGAGCCCUCGUGCAUUGGAUAUCAUCCGUGUGUUGGGUAAUGCUUACGCAGCUGCAUUGUAUGACUACACCAGGCUCGAGAUUCUAUGCAAAGCUUGUCCGGUGACGAAAGCUGCUGUUCAGGUACUUCUUCCCUCACUGCUUGAGACGAGUAGUGUCGAUACACAUACAUUGGAGCUAGUGCUUCAAUCAACAGCAUCAAAUGGAUCAGGGAUAGACUUUACAGAGGUCCCAAACUUACUGGAAGAUCAUCCAAACAUGGCUGCUAUUAUUACUUGUCUCAUGAAGCAUGGCCUCGAUAUAAACCUUCAGCAGGGCAUGAUGAUACGGUUUGCCACUUUGCUGUCCGCUAAUACAACUACCACUUCUCUCAAGACUGGCUUCACAGCGACAAAGAAGGCAAAGCUUCGAGAAACAAGGCUCGAAAUGAUGAGACUCCUCCUCGAUAAGGCUGGUAACGCGGAAAUUGGUCAGUCUGAAGUACUAUACGACGAAACACUGGAGGCUCUAUCGAAGUCAGGAGAUGACAGAGGCUUCAAGAUCCUUCUUGCCCACAAGCCACUUGUUAGCACUAAAUCUCUUGGUAUUGCUGCUGCAUUCUCUUCGAGAUCCACGACAAUUUUGGAGAUGCUGCUUUCACUUCAACCAAGCGGGGAAUCGCCCAAGCUAAAUCACGAUCAGAAGGAAUCUGUCCUAGGGCUGUUACUAGACGCCAAGCCAGGGCUCAAAAAGAACGAAACUUCCAGCCUACUGCUUCCGUUGAUGCUCAUUAAACGUGGUGUAGAAGUCACGGCGGCUCACCUCGAGGCGACUCUCACCACAAGCAGCAAAGAAUUAUUCACACUACUAGUUCGCGAAGUAGAUCCAACCAGCGCUGUAAAUGCGUGCUUUACUCAAGCAGUAUCCUCAGCCAUGGCGGUCGAGAGGCGUCUAGUUUCAACGACUGCUGCCUCGGCAGCACUCAUCAUAUCACUUAACGAGGGGACUCCUGACGUGGGGCUAGUAAAGCUGUUGCUCAAACAUGGUGCUGAUGUGAGAUUGAAGGAAUUCCUCCCUCUAAAAUUGGCUUUCAAACUCAAAUCAGCUGAGAUAACCGAUCUGCUCAUCCAAUCUAUCAGGGACGAUAAUACCGCUGCUGCAGCGUUCGACUUGGUACGAACCUCCUCGGCGCUGAAGCCAGCGUUCAGAGUCAAGCUCACCCUAGCACUCAUCGACACGUUGAAGAAUGCCCCGGACAUGGAUACCAUGAAACUGCUCCUUGAGCGAGGAGCUAGCCCGGGUGCAAACGGCGCCAAGUCCGCUCUCAGAGCCAUGUGUCCAUAUGCGAAUGUUGACGCCGAAAAGGAGGUCCUCACGUGGCUGAAGUCUUGCAUGUCUGCAUUACGCAAAGCUCAUCUCAAAGACUCGAAUCUCCUGUACAAGGCUAUGGCCAAGUUCCCUGACGGAGGGACUUUGGUAGAAAAGUUGCUGCACUACGGGUGGAAACGUGAGCCGCUUACACCUUUGCUUUGGGGACUCAUGUCGGACUUGAAGAUAUCAAACAGAACCCUACUAGCUCUGGUCGCCAAGGGAGAUGAUGCAAAUUUGUUGUACUCGACACCCAGUUCCCAGGUAUCAGCGGCUUUCGCCUGUAUGCUCGACCCCAAACGCAACCCCGUUCUUGAAUCUCUCCUCAAAUUACACGGCAAAGACAUAAGAAUGUGUGUUAUUCCAGGACGUUCAUUCUCAUAUCUAAGCCAGAAGCCCAAAACACCCGAUCCCACCAAAUUCAUGACUCAAAACCUGCCUUUAAGCGAUGCGGCCCUUUAUCUAGGCAACCUAAAAGCCUACAUUUCUCUCGGUGGCGGUAAAGAUGUAAAUAAUGGGUCACUACACACAGCUGCUUUGCUCGCGCUACCAGAAUUUGUCCGGUGGCUUCUACAAUGGCACAGCGCAGAUCUCGAACACGAGGCUUUUGGAAUGAUGAUUCCUCUCGUAGUGGCGUGUCGCUCUGAGGCACGGCCGUGGUGUAGGGUUGCCAACGCUGAGGGUUCUUUUGAGAAGCGAAGGGUAAAGACAAUGCAGCUGCUUGCCAGAAAAACGGAUCUGUCUUGGCGCAAUCGAAGAAAGACAGUGUUGCAUUUCGCCAUAGAUGAAGGACCAGAUGCGCUGCAAGCUAUGCUGGAGGCUCUUGAUGUGGCGCAUGAUGCGCGACGGAAUGAGCGGUAUCUAUAUACGGACCGGGAAGGCAUCGUAUACUCCCUCAGCUACUACAUCAGCAAUCUCUGGGACCCCGAUAACAGGGAUACAAAGACCCCGAAAAUGAUCAAAUUGCUGCGCGGCACUGAACUUGAGAGUAAAGAAGUAGAUCUUGCUACUAUUCAUUCUACUAUGAAAGGCUCAGAGACAACCAGAGAAAAGACUCAAGAAACCCCUCGUGGCUUAUCCAACCAGUCUUCGCUUUUUGACGCCUCGUCUAUAUCUACAGUGGCCACUCCCAGCACACAACAGAGUCAGUCCUUUAUUUACUGCGCAAAUCCUGAAUUUGAAGAAAAGGACUUGAAACAUUUGUAUCUCGUUCUAGAUGAACACUCGCAGGUAGGAAAGGCUGUUCCGUCGAGCGAUAUAUGUCACUACAUAGAACUUAGUACCGACCUGGCUCCUCGUAAGAGCAUUUAUAUCCGGCAGGCCUCACAAGAUUGA
Messenger RNA from Fusarium oxysporum Fo47, 4731 nucleotides. RefSeq lists its product as uncharacterized. Lineage: Eukaryota; Fungi; Ascomycota; Sordariomycetes; Hypocreales; Nectriaceae. The record is from RefSeq and is a predicted model, not a curated record. The transcript is spliced from 16 exons. Bases 1 to 4731 code for a protein of 1576 amino acids.